AUGUCAAAUCCAGCUGGUUCGCUUGACUUUUCUAUGCUGUGGGAACUCAGUGGCGUUGUGGUGGUCGUGGAAGACGACAGAUUUUACGUUCAUCGCUGUAUUCUGGGUAUGUGGUCCGAAGUAUUCUCCACAAUGUUUACCUCACAGUUCAAAGAGAAAACAGCCGAAGAAGUUCCACUUCCGGGAGAGAAAUCAGCUGAAAUCAAGGAAAUGCUGCUGGUGAUUUAUCCAACGUCUGCAAAACCGAUCGGUGAAAGCAACUACACAUUCCUACUCGACCUUGCUAAAGAAUACAUGAUGGCUAAGAUCACUGAGAAAUGUGAAAGUUACCUCGUUGGUCGUUUGGGUUCUGCCGAGAGUUGCAUUGGUGCAUGUGUGUGUGGAAAUUGGCGUCAGUAUGUGAAGAAGGGAAAUUGUUUAUGGCUUUUAGUCAUUGCCCAAACCUAUGGACUGGAUAGGUUGGAAAUGGCAUGCAUCAAGAGAACAAAGCGUAUCAAAUUCGCGGAGUUUAAGAAAGACAAAAACUUCGACAAAAUCAGUGCUGCUAACUAUCGGAAGAUUGUUGAGGGUAUGUUACAAUAACGUAUAGAAUGUUAAACCCACUUGAAGACCUCAGCCGAAUCAAAGAAGCUUGAACAUAACGUUUCCUGAUACUCGCAUUGUCUGGUAGUAAGACAACUCCAGUCUAUUUCAUGGGCCUUCAUUAACAACAUAUGAGAGCAACAGAUCGUGCUUUGAUCGAGACUGAGGUCAUACCUUUGUCGCGCAUGCGUUUCGAGGAGACUGGGAAAAUAAUGGAAGAGCCGACCCGUCGAAGAGUCGAUUGCCCCCGUUUCCCCAUUUGCUUAAAGUACAUUCGCCUUGAAAAAAGGGUUAAAUUCAGCUAGAAUAUGAGGAUGAAAGAAGACUUGAGUUAGGAAAGUUUACGGCGACUUGUGUGAGGUAAGUCCGACUCGAUGCUUAGUUUAGGACAGAGAGAAAUGAAAUUCGUCAGUCUAAAACAAGGACUGCAGACAGCAGAUUGCAUACAGGGUAUAAGACAACGCAAUUUUUGCGAGCCUUCUUAGAUCGUGCACGGAGUAAGGUUUUGUUCUAAAGGUAUUAUCACUAAUGCCCCUCUCUUCCCGCUUAAAUGGGUCAUUUAUCUUACUUAAAAUCUUGCUUUCACAGUGCUUAAAUGGUGCCAUUAUCGUGCAUAAAUGGUGCCUCAAGGCCAAAGGCACGAUGCACGAAAUGACAGAGAACGAUAAUCGAGCCUCAAUGCACGAUAUUAUGUAUCGUGCAUUGUCAAUAUUUCGCCCCAUGUAAGGGAAUAUAAGACAGUUCUGGAUUCCGGAUUCCACGCUGUGGAUUCCGGAUUCCAAUUACCGGAUUCCAGACCUUUUUUAAGUAGAACUUGGAUUCCGGAUUCCAAUUGUUAGUGGGAUUCCGGAUUUCUACAUCUGUAUUCCGGAUUCCAAGGCCCAAGAUUCCGGAUUCCACCAGCAAAAAGUUCCAAGAUUCCGGAUUCCACAUGGGAAAAUUUCCCGGAUAAAGGAACCCGGAUUCCCUUACAUGUGGCGAAAUUUUGUGCUUCAAAAAUUACGUUCUAACGCUAAAGAGUUGUUGUUUGUUCAAUAACGAUGAAAUUUCACCAGUCAAUCUUAACCUCAGAGGAAACUCUAGAACAUGUGCAUCUCUAAAAGCUCUGUGUAUUACGGUGAAUGCAGUUUUAUUGUAGAGGUAAGUGAGAUCGAAACUUUAUGAUUUUCAGUGAAAAGGAGGGAAAAAUGGCGUCUUUCAUCUACACUACAUUUCGUUGACAACGAAUGAUUUAUUUCUUCACAUCAAAGCUUUAUCCGGAAAUUAUAUACUCGCUGUAACGUACAUUGAUUGCACAACAACCGUGCAGAAAAUCAAGCUUUUCCAUGUACGCGUUAUAGCGGAAGUGUAACAGUAAAUGUAGCGUUAGUAAUCUCAUACCUACUUUCUCACUGGAUUACAUUUCGUCACUGAUCAGUGCAGAUGAAGCCAAUAAACCUGGGUUUCUCAAUAACCACCCAUAUCCACUGCGGCAGCACUCAUGUUUAUACCGAGGAUUUCUUAUAUCAUUGAAGUUUACUAGGAUAUGAUUUGGUGUGGCUGCUACCUUUUAGCCUCAUGCCUUGAAAGGUUAAACCUACCGCAAGUUAAGCUCCCUCCAGUGUUAUAGCGCUCCGGAUCAUCACAAGGUAUUACCUCACAAGGUAAUAAUAACGAAUCAGAUACCUCUCUAUGUCUUUACCGCUGCACUCAUUACAGCCCUUCUGAGAUAAUUUGCAUAUUUACGACUCCGACCGGAAUGUAGAAAAAGAAGAGAUAGAAUCAACCAAUAACAGUCCCUGUUUAAGUUGAGUGAAAGUCUAGGAAUGUAACAACAUUGUUUAUGUUUCCACCAUAUAGCAGCAAGAAUGUAAUGCGCCAAAUUCAAUCAGGAUAAAAAUUAAACGCACUAAAGAAUGACACUAACGUUUGUCUUUAUCAACUAUUGUUUGUUUCAGUUGACAGAGGCCAUUUGCGCAAGGCCGGAUAGAAUAUAUUUCCCAAGGACUUCCACCGUAAAUACAGCUGUAAAGGUAUAAACAGCCGAAUCGCUUCUGUCUGCAAUUCGUAUCUUUAUUAAUUCCUUCACAUUUUCAACUGGAACUGAGCGCUACAACUCAAAAUCGCUUUACUUUUGUCAUGUUAGUCCCGGCGCACGGAUCAUGGGAAAGCUUCAAAAUCCCAAAGGCGCAAGGGAAGGGUCAACGUGAAAAGCUUCCCAUGUCCCCUUGGGCUGUGACUACACUAUUCCAAGUAGGGCCUAGGUACAAGGCGGGUCUAAAGAAAAGAUGUUAAAAGAUGUUAAAAAGUGCUGACUCAAAGAUGUUAAAAAGUGCUGAUCUAAAGAUGUGCUGACCUAAAGAUUUUAAAAAGUGUUGACCUAAAGAUGUUAAAAAGUGCUGACCUAAAGAUGUUAAAAAGUGCUGGCCUAAAGAUGUUAAAAAGUGCUGACCUAAAGUCGUUAAAAAGUCCUGACAUAAAGCAAAUAUCACUUCCAUGUUUGCCUCCACGGUACUGUUUACAGAAUGUCAAAUCCAGCUGUUUCACUGGACUUUUCCCAGCCAUGGGAACACAGCGAUGUUGUGUUGGUUGUGGAAGAAGACAGAUUUCAUGUUCAUCGCUGUAUUCUGGGGAUGUUGUCCGAAGUAUUCUCCACGAUGUUUACUGCGCAAUUCAAAGAGAAAACAGCCGAAGAAGUUCCUCUUCCGGGAAAAAAAUCAGCUGAAAUCAAGGGAAAAUGUUGCUGGUGA
Messenger RNA from Porites lobata, 3311 nucleotides. NCBI's taxonomy places the organism in Eukaryota, Metazoa, Cnidaria, Anthozoa, Scleractinia, Poritidae. The record is from the annotation of a GenBank genome assembly.